This is a messenger RNA of Trichoplusia ni (cabbage looper), 1057 nucleotides long. RefSeq names its product DNL-type zinc finger protein-like. Gene Ontology annotation, molecular function: zinc ion binding; protein-folding chaperone binding. Bases 171 to 701 code for a protein of 176 amino acids. NCBI's taxonomy places the organism in Eukaryota, Metazoa, Arthropoda, Insecta, Lepidoptera, Noctuidae. The record is from RefSeq and is a predicted model, not a curated record. Gene Ontology annotation, cellular component: mitochondrion. The transcript has a single exon. Gene Ontology annotation, biological process: protein folding; protein import into mitochondrial matrix; protein stabilization.
CUAGUCUUGUGACUAUAAGAAUUGAAGGUUAUACUGAGUUGUUUUUAGUUCAUUUCUCGCCUCUCUGUUGUUAUACUGAUGUAAAGUGGUGCAAUAUUUGAAGAAUUUACAAAAAAUCCGCGUUUUCGGCUCUCGCGACUUAAAUUGUAAAAUUUAUAUACAAAAUCACAAUGUCUCACAGAACGUUGAUAGAUUUCGUGGUGAAAUAUCACAAACCACGUUUGCUUAAUAACGUCGUGUUCUUUCCGAGCAAUGGAAAUUCAUAUUUUGGGCGAAGACUUGCUCUUCCUAUACCAGUUUCAUCUUCCACACCGAAGGUCCAAUCACCUAGAAAUUUCAGCACGUCGGCUCCAAAAUUCAAUGAAGUUCAAUUAAAUCAGGAACCGAAAAAGACAGACGGAAAAUUUCAAUUGAUGUUUACAUGUAAGAAAUGUAAUACAAGAAAUACGAAGUUCAUCUCAAAAUUAGCGUAUUACAAAGGCGUCGUUAUAGUGAUAUGUGACGGCUGUGAAAACAAGCAUUUAAUAGCCGACAAUCUCAACUGGUUCACUGACAUGAAUGGCAAGAAAAACAUUGAAGACAUCAUGGCAGAGAAAGGUGAAACAGUUCAGAAGAUAAUGUCUUCAGAUCUUGAAUUUAUUGCAAUGGAAAUGGCUAAAGGUAUUGAGAAGAAUGAAGAAAAAGUUUUGCUGAAAGACUAAGGCUGAUGUAACCAACAGUUAAAGUUAAAACAUUAGUCCUUAGGAUAUUGUGUAGAACUGUGAUAAAACUAGAAUUAUUUAUUUUUUAUCCAUAAGAUAAUAGUCUCAGUAACUUAAAAACCUGUCUCAGUUACUGUUUAUAAAGCAUUGUUUUGUAGUUUACUGAAAUAAUGUACUAUAGAUUAAUACUUGUAGAAAGUGUACUUGAUACACAUAGCUAGCUGCAAGUAGCUAUUCAACAUGAGUAAACAUAGUGCAAUAGAUCUAGAACUUGCCUCAGAUUCCAAUCAGUACUUUAAAUGAGCACAUUGCAACAUUGUAAACUGUAAAGAAAUUUAAUAAAACAUUUCAAUGAG